AUGAGUGGCGAGACGGAUGCAGCAAAAAAGUCGGUGCCUUCGGACCUCGACGAGAACGCGCUUUUCUUUCACCAGAACCCGGUUCCCGGCAAGCUCGAAAUCCGGGCCACGAAACCGCUGGGCAACCAGCGCGAUCUGGCGCUCGCCUAUUCGCCGGGUGUCGCCGCGCCCUGCCUUGCGAUCGCCGCAGACCCGGCGCGGGCUGCGGACUAUACCGCGCGCGCCAAUCUGGUCGCCGUCGUCUCCAACGGCUCGGCCGUCCUCGGCCUCGGCAAUAUCGGCCCGCUCGCAUCCAAGCCGGUAAUGGAGGGCAAGGCCGUGCUCUUCAAGAAGUUCGCCGGCAUCGACGUGUUCGACAUCGAAAUCGACGCGCCGGGCGUCGAGCGCAUGGUCGAUGUGGUUUCCGCGCUCGAACCGACCUUUGGCGGGAUCAAUCUCGAAGACAUCAAGUCGCCAGAGUGCUUCGAAGUCGAGGAACGGUUGCGCGACAUGAUGGGCAUUCCGGUCUUCCAUGACGAUCAGCACGGCACCGCGAUCAUCGUCGCCGCCGGCAUCCUCAACGGGCUGGAGCUUGCCGGCAAAUCGAUCGAGACGGCGAAGAUCGUCACUUCGGGCGCCGGGGCGGCAGCGCUCGCCUGCCUCAAUCUUCUCGUGUCGCUCGGUGCAAGCCUCGACAACAUCAUCGUCACCGACAUUGACGGCGUGGUCUAUGACGGCCGCCCCGGCGAGAUCGAUCGCUGGAAGGCGGUCUUUGCCCGCCAGACCGAGCACCGCACGCUGGAGCAGGCCAUCGACGGCGCCGACGUUUUUCUGGGUCUCAGCGCCGCCGGCGUGCUCAAGCCCGAAUAUCUGGCAAAAAUGGCGGAAAAUCCGCUGAUCAUGGCGCUGGCAAAUCCGGUUCCCGAGAUCAUGCCGGACGCCGCGCGGGAGGCGCGUCCCGAUGCGAUGAUCUGCACGGGCCGGUCCGAUUUCCCCAACCAGGUCAACAACGUACUGUGUUUUCCUUACAUCUUUCGCGGUGCCCUCGACUGUGGCGCGCGGACCAUCAACGAGGCGAUGAAGGCGGCCGCCGUGACCGCCAUCGCACAACUCGCCCGUGAAGAGCCCUCAGACAUCGCCGCCCGCGCCUAUUCGGGCGAAACGCCGAUCUUCGGGCCCGACUACCUGAUCCCCUCGCCCUUCGACCAGCGGCUGAUCCUCCGGAUCGCGCCGGCCGUCGCCAAGGCGGCGAUGGAAAGCGGCGUCGCCGCGCGUCCCAUCGAGGACAUGGACGCCUAUCGCGACCGGCUGAACCGGUUCGUCUUCCGGUCGGGCCUCGUCAUGAAGCCGGUGAUCUCGUCGGCCCAGGCCGCGGCCACGCACAAGGUCAUCUACGCCGACGGCGAGGACGAACGCGUGUUGCGCGCCGCCCAGAUCGUCCUGGAGGACCGCAUCGCCGAGCCGAUCCUCGUCGGCCGUCCCGAGGUGGUCGAGGCGCGACUGAAGCGCUACGGCCUGCGGAUACGGCCCGACCGGGACUUCGAACUGGUCAAUCCGGAAAACGAUCCGCGCUAUCGGGACUAUGUCGAUCAUCUGAUCGCCAUCGGCGGCCGGCAGGGCUUCACCCCCGAUUAUGCCCGAACGCUUGUGCGCACCAAUGCCACCGUCAUCUCGGCGAUCGCCCUGAUGCGCGGCGAGGCCGAUGCGAUGAUCUGCGGUCUCGACGGCCGCUAUGAGCGGCAUUUGCGCACCGUGCGGUCCAUCGUCGGGGUCCGCGAGGGCGCGCGCGAUCUGUCGGCGCUGUCGAUGCUGAUCUCCGGCAACGGCAUGACGUUCUUCACAGACACCUAUGUCUCAAUCGAUCCUACCGCCGAGGAACUGGCCGAGAUGACGCUGCUCGCCGCCGAGGAGAUCCGGCGUUUCGGCGUCGAACCCAAGGCCGCGCUGCUGUCGCAUUCCAAUUUCGGCUCGCGCGACAGCGCCUCGGCCGCCAAGAUGCGCCGUGCUGUCGAAAUCCUGCAUGCCGCCCAGCCGGAACUGUGCGUCGAUGGCGAGAUGCAUGCCGACAGCGCGCUCAAUCCCGAGCUGCGCGCCCGCGUCCUGCCGCACUCGAUCCUCGAGGGCGAGGCCAACCUUCUGGUCUUCCCGAACCUCGAUGCGGCCAACAUCACGCUCAAUGCCGUCAAGUCGAUGACCGAUGCGCUGCAUGUCGGCCCGAUCCUUCUGGGGACGCAGCGACCCGCCCAUGUGCUGACGACAUCGGUAACCUCGCGCGGCGUCGUCAACAUGACCGCGAUCGCGGCCGUCGAAGCCGCCCAGGCCGCGGCCCAGGGCGGCACACACGCCGGCACGGCCGUUACCGGUCGUUAA
Molecule: messenger RNA, 2349 nt
Organism: Effrenium voratum
Lineage: Eukaryota; Dinophyceae; Suessiales; Symbiodiniaceae
Source: the annotation of a GenBank genome assembly